Molecule: messenger RNA, 815 nt
Organism: Annulohypoxylon maeteangense
Lineage: Eukaryota; Fungi; Ascomycota; Sordariomycetes; Xylariales; Hypoxylaceae
Product: JmjN-domain-containing protein
Exons: 2
Coding region: 137-709 (190 amino acids)
Biological process (GO): chromatin remodeling
Cellular component (GO): nucleus
Molecular function (GO): histone demethylase activity
Source: RefSeq, a predicted model, not a curated record
ACAGCCUCACAAUCUCCACUAACCGAAGGUGACCGGCAAACGUAGCCCAUCACCUCUUAAUCCAGCACGGCUGGAUACGACAUCUCCGAAGAUUUAUCUCGUCAUCUUUUUUAAGCACUGUUGCCUGUCUUGAAUCAUGGUCUCCACCCCCUCCGCUGGCCAUAGUGGCGGCGUUGGAGGUGCCGGUAGCGCGAACGCCAGCUCUAGAGCAUCUCCUGCUGUCGGUAACACCAGCUCCUCGAGCCAUGCGAACCAUUCCUCUUCGGCGGCCAAUGGCGCAAAAUCGAAGACGCAGGUUAAUUCAAACGGGUAUCACCCUACCAAUCCUCAAGUACCUCUUAGUUCUAUGCGUAGCGCACCUCUAGAUCUUACCUCGGUCGAACGAAGAGGCCAGGCAACCACGAAUCGAGAACCGCCUAAACGAAAUAGACCGUACGGACUCGAGGAAGCGCCGACGUAUCAUCCCACCGAAGAAGAAUGGAAAGAUCCGUUCGAGUACGUCCGCAAGAUCACGCCCGAUGCACGCGAAUAUGGCAUCUGCAAGAUUGUCCCGCCCGAUUCUUGGAAUCCAGACUUCGCAAUCGAUACAGAGAAAUUUCAUUUCCGAACUCGAAAACAAGAGUUGAACUCGGUUGAAGGCAGUAAGUUCUUUGUCACGACACGCCCUGAUUAUUUAUCGCCACGACUAGUCCCAUUGACCUCAGUGUAGGCACACGAGCGAAUCUUAGUUACCUCGAUGCUCUCGCCAAGUUCCAUCGACAGCAGGGAACUAACUUAAACCGACUCCCCUACGUCGAUAAGAAGCCCCUCGACUU